UUUACAAAGAACGAUUCUGCAAGAAGAAAGGAAAACAAGAUAACUCUUCGACGAAGCGACAGGCGGCAACCAGAGCCAUGGCAACCGACCUCUUUGCAAUUGCAGUCGACGCCGAUGAUGAUGCCACCACAGCCGCAGAUGAUGUCCAUGAUCAAGUCACCACUUGCACCGACGGAGGAGAAGUAGAAGGAGAAGUAGACGGAGAAGAAGAAGAAGAAGAAGAUGAUGAUGAAAAAGAUGAUGAUGAGAAAGAGGAAGAAGAAACCCAAUCCCGAACAUUCCAAUCCGAAGAAAAUUUUCAACUCCAACGAAAAAAUUAUUCUGCAAAAAUGUAUGGUCAUCAUCAUCAUCAUCCAUCGAGGAGAUGUGGAUUAUAUGAGGAAUUUCAAUUACAAGUUUUUCCUGGUUUUGAUGCAGGCUCUGAGGAUGUAGAGGGAGAUGCAGAUGGAAAAGAGGAAAAAGAGGGAGAUGUGGAGGAAAAGGAAAAAAUUCAACUCUCAAAAUCCCAAAUUCAAUUUCUGGGUCAAGUUAUUGGAGAAUUAUAUUUUGAAGAAGAAUUUGAGAAGUUGGUGGAGUUUUGUGGGAGGGUGAGG
Sphaerulina musiva SO2202 is the source of this 593-nucleotide messenger RNA. RefSeq lists its product as uncharacterized. Lineage: Eukaryota; Fungi; Ascomycota; Dothideomycetes; Mycosphaerellales; Mycosphaerellaceae. The record is from RefSeq and is a predicted model, not a curated record. The transcript has a single exon. The annotation marks the transcript as partial.